Molecule: messenger RNA, 6645 nt
Organism: Oryzias latipes (Japanese medaka)
Lineage: Eukaryota; Metazoa; Chordata; Actinopteri; Beloniformes; Adrianichthyidae
Gene: kcnh7a
Product: potassium channel, voltage gated eag related subfamily H, member 7a
Biological process (GO): regulation of membrane potential; potassium ion transmembrane transport
Cellular component (GO): plasma membrane
Molecular function (GO): inward rectifier potassium channel activity
Source: RefSeq, a predicted model, not a curated record
UUUCCCCUAAUGAGGUGCACCUGUUGUCUGACGUCAGCACUCGCGAGACAACAGUCUCAGGUGAACGAGGAGUGAAGCUGCGGCGCGACAAAUGUCAGUUUUUGUCAGAAGCGAUUGGGUUGUUUUUUUUAUGCCGCGUUGUUUUUUUAAUUUUAUUUGGAAUUAAGAAGUUUCCUCUUUAAAAAUGCGAUUUUUCGUGAAGUUUUUCUGGUAAAGUUCCGGUAAAAACCGAUUCUGCCUUUUCAUCAUUUGUUAGUUACAGCUGCUGUAACGCGUUACAGUAAUCCGUUACUCGCCAGCUUUGCCUCGUCUCUCUCUCUCUCUCUUUGUCUGAGCCUCCAUGUGGGUUCUCCCUCCACGGACUCGGAGCUGCGCCCCUACGCGCGCGGCGCUUACUCCGUCCGUGUCCCCGUCACAGCAGCAGCAGCAGCAGCAGCAGGCCCCCGCGCGCACCAGCCUCUCACGCGCCGCGGGCAAACGGUGAAAUGUUGCUGAAUCUGCGCCUGAACGUCUCUGCGUUUCUGUCGAGCUGCGCGUCUGCGGGCGGCGCGGGGAAACCUCUGCGGGGCGCGCAGCCGGGCAGCUGAAGUGGAGCGAUCCGCGGACACCAACCACAAAAGAGAAGAGGAGGAUGACAGAGUGCUGACAAAGGGGGGAGCCCCUCUGGAUCCGGUUUCAGCGCUGCGUAAGGGGACCAGCUCGCUCGUAUUCGGACAGCCAGAGAGCAUCAUCUUUGGAGGGGAACCAUGCCCGUCCGGAGGGGUCAUGUGGCGCCGCAAAACACCUUCUUAGGAGUCAUUAUUCGGAAAUUCGAGGGACAAAAUAAGAAGUUCAUCAUCGCUAAUGCCCGCGUGCAGAACUGUGCCAUCAUCUACUGCAACGACGGCUUCUGCGAGAUGACGGGCUUCUCCAGGCCGGACGUCAUGCAGAAGCCGUGCACCUGCGACUUCCUGCACGGCCAGAGCACCAGCCGGCACGCCGUGGCCCAGGUGGCCCAGGCGCUCCUGGGCUCCGAGGAGCGCAAGGUGGAGAUCACCUACCACCGCAAGGACGGUUCAAACUUUCUGUGCAAUACUCACAUCAUCCCUGUGAAGAAUGAGGAGGGGGUGGUCAUGAUGUUCAUCCUAAACUUUGACUACAUCCUGGAGGAGGGCAGCAGCGACUCUCUGGAGAAACUCAACCACGCCUCGCCCUCCAAAGCUGACCAGCGAAAAAAGAAAUUCUUCCGCUUUCGCUUCUCGGCCUUACCUCUCCUGGGAAUCAGCAAACAGUCCUUACCUCAGGAGGACCCCGACGCAGUCAUGGUGGAUUCACCGCACCACAGCGACGGCUCUGCGGCCACCAACGACUACCAACUGCCCGCCACCCGUGAGAGCUGCAGCCCCACCUACGGCAACGACACGCGCGCGCUCAUCGGCCCCAGCCACUGCUCCACGCCUGUGUCCGGACCUCUAGAUCACUCUUCGCCCAAAGGAGCCUGGGAUCGGUUGUACCCGGACAGGCCCACCGCCGAGACCCAUCAUAAGAGCCAGGAGGCCACACUUAUAAGGGCUCCUUCAAUCCCAGGCCUCACCCCGACCGCCUCUAGAGAAAGCAUGUGCAGCAUUCGUAGAGCCUCCUCCGCACAUGACAUUGAAGGGUUCGGGUCCAAAUCCAAGGCGGUGUUCAGGGACAGACACGCCAGUGAAGACAAUGGUCGCAAUAUCAAAGUAUCGCGUUCCUGGAUGGCUGGGGGGCCGCUCAGCCACAUCAAGUCCAGCCUGCUCGGUUCCACGUCCGACUCCAACCUCAACAAGUACAGCACCAUCAACAAAAUCCCACUGAUCACCCUCAACUUCUCUGAGGUCAACAACGAAAAGAAGUGCCCGUCCCCUCCUUCGUCAGAGAAGACCAUCAUUGCACCGAAAGUCAAAGACAGGACGCACAACGUCACAGACAAAGUCACGCAGGUUCUUUCUCUCGGUGCGGAUGUGCUGCCGGAAUACAAACUGCAGACACCACGUAUAGACAAAUGGACCAUCCUCCAUUACAGCCCCUUCAAAGCAGUAUGGGACUGGCUCAUCCUGCUUCUGGUCAUCUACACUGCCAUUUUCACCCCCUACUCUGCGGCCUUCCUCCUUAACGACAUUGAGGAGCGGAUAAGGCGGGAGUGCGGCUACUCCUGCUCUCCCCUCAACGUGGUGGACCUGAUGGUGGACAUCAUGUUCAUUGUGGACAUCCUAAUAAACUUCAGGACCACUUACGUCAACGCCAACGAGGAGGUGGUCAGCCACCCGGCCAAGAUUGCUAUCCACUACUUCAAAGGCUGGUUCCUCAUAGACAUGGUGGCAGCCAUCCCGUUUGAUCUGCUGAUAUUUGGCUCAGGAUCGGAUGAGACGACCACUCUGAUUGGUUUGCUGAAGACGGCCCGUUUGCUUCGGCUGGUUCGAGUCGCCCGUAAGCUGGACCGGUAUUCAGAAUACGGGGCUGCCGUCCUCAUGCUGCUCAUGUGCAUCUUCGCCCUCAUCGCACACUGGUUGGCCUGCAUCUGGUAUGCAAUCGGUAAUGUGGAGAAGCCAUACCUGGAGCAUAAGAUCGGCUGGCUGGACAACCUGGGGGUCUCCAUAGGAAAAAAGUACAACUACAGUGACCCCAACUCAGGCCCCUCCAUCAAGGACAAGUACGUGACAGCGCUGUACUUCACCUUCAGCAGUUUGACCAGCGUGGGCUUUGGGAACGUCUCCCCCAAUACCAACUCAGAGAAGAUCUUUUCCAUCUGUGUCAUGCUCAUUGGCUCUCUGAUGUAUGCCAGCAUCUUCGGGAACGUGUCCGCCAUCAUCCAGAGGUUGUACUCGGGCACCGCCAGGUAUCACCUUCAAAUGCUUCGGGUCAAAGAGUUCAUCCGCUUCCACCAGAUCCCCAACCCACUGAGACAGAGACUGGAGGAGUAUUUCCAGCACGCCUGGACGUACACCAACGGCAUCGACAUGAACAUGGUGCUGAAGGGUUUCCCAGAGUGCCUGCAGGCGGAUAUUUGCCUCCAUCUCAACAAGAGCCUCCUCCAGGGUUGCAAGGCGUUUCGUGGAGCCACCAAGGGCUGUCUGCGGGCGCUUGCCAUGAGGUUCAAGACCACCCACGCUCCUCCUGGAGAUACUCUGGUCCACUGUGGAGAUGUGCUGACGGCUCUCUACUUUGUGUCCCGCGGGUCCAUUGAAAUCCUCAAAGAUGACAUCGUCAUGGCCAUCCUGGGUAAGAAUGAUAUCUUCGGCGAGAUGAUCCACAUCUACCCUAAACCGGGGAAAUCUUGUGCGGACGUGCGCGCCCUGAGCUACUGCGACCUGCACACGAUUCAGAGGGAGGAAAUUCUGGAGGUGCUGGACAUGUAUCCGGAGUUUGCCGACCAUUUCUUCAACAACCUGGAGCUGACCUUUGAUCUGCGAGACGAGAACAGUAAGGCACAACCAAACACGGCUGACAUCAAGUGUCGACGAAGAGUUUCAUACAAAAGGAAAUCCUCCUCAGGAUCCCACAAGGAGCCCGUGGCCACCUUCUGCGGCGCAAAGCAGAGGCGGCAUGCGUACGCCUCCUCAUCACCUGAGAACAGGGAGUCCGCAGAGGAGGGGGAAGAUGAGGAGGACGAGGAAGAGGAGGAGGGCAGGGAGGAGGAAGAGGAACAGAGGCCCUUGUGUUCUGGUGUUCUGGGCUACCCGGUGGUCCGGGACCACAGCCUGGUAGUUGGGCUGAGCAGCACCGCCGAGGCUCCAGCGGCAGCACAAAGUCAAAACUACAAGGAGCUCCGCAAGGAGGGCUGGGGGCGUCCGCAUCAUAAGGGGGGCGCCGAGGACUCCCCCCAGUGCACGGGGCUGCGCGCCACCGAGGACGACAGCGACUCGGACCUAACCUACGGAGAGGUGGAGCAUCGGCUGGACCUGCUGCAGCAGCACCUGAACAGACUGGAGUCUCAGAUGACAGCGGACAUUCAGGCCAUCCUGCAGCUCCUGCAGAGGCAGACUGCAGCCGUCCCCCCCGCCUACAGUACCGUCACAUCCGAUCCAGAGUACCAGAGCGCCGCUGUCCCGCCGUUCCUCCAGACAACCGUCAUCCAGAGUUGUCCUUUGAAAUCCAAAGAAACCCCCCCAGUCCUCCCGCCUGCUGAGGUCCAUCCAGACAGGCACGCCGCCACGCGUCUGCACGGCGAGCAAAAGCGCCCCGUGGACGCCGUGAACCCUGCACAGCAGCAAAGGCUCCCGACGGGCCGACAAGCAUCUCUGCCCAUCGUCCCCAACAUCUCUGGAGGAGCGGCUGAACUCCACAGACCGCUGUCCGACCCGGCACUACCGGGGAAGUAGGCCCCGCCCCUCUAACCCUUCUCUGAUCACUGAAGGUAUUCUCUCACGCUUGACUCAGGGUCUAAGAAUGAGACUGAAUAUGCAAAGGAUUCAAACUGUAGACUUUCUUCCAUUCCUUUUGAGAUAAUGUCUCAGCCGUCCUGAAGCUGAGUUAGCUGUACAAACCCAUUUAUACGGAGGUAUUUAUACAUGAUAUAGUCAAUAUAUAGUCAUCUCUGUGUACAUAGCUCAUGAGAACACUGCCAGCAACGCCAGGCACCGACUUGCGUUCUCCAAAAGGAUAUGCAUGAUUUAGUUCCUCCUUUCUUUUCUCAUCUGCUGCAUGUUCCUCGCACACAGAUCGCCGGCGUUCAGGUGGGACGCUCACUCCGCACGCCGUCACGUCUGCGUUUGCCUCCCGACGGAGGAGGCGGCGGCGGCAGCAGGCGGGUCCGAACAUUUUGUGUGCCUACUGUCCACCUCAUUGCCGCGACGAUAACUAAAUAAAAGCCCCCCCCCCCAGACGAAGUAAUGUGAGGAAACGUCUGAGAGCAAUAACGACCUGUGAAGGCGUCACUCUGGAAGACGAGCGCAGCGCCAACCAGCAGCUGUUUGAUUUAGAUCAUCUGAAAACAUCAGAGCAGCACUGCAGGUCCUCCAGCUGUGGCCAUUCCUGUAGAAAAAUGUCUAUAGUCCAAAAAUAAUCUACACAAAGGGUUUUUUUCUUCUUUAAAUAUUAAAACAUUCAUUCUAGCCUGUUCUGCAUCCUAGUUGGCUGUAGAUCUUGUCAAUCAAUGUCCUCCAUGCCCCGCCUCCUGAAACUGAAUGCGUUUGCUAAUCGUUAUAAAGCGUGUAGCGAAGAGUUUUCCUUAAAACAUCUGUCCUCCUACUUUGAGGAUUUCACCUGACAGUUUACAUCUGCAAAAAAAAAAACUGUUUUCAUGCGUUACCGAACUCAGCAUCAGCAAUUAGCCUUUGUCUAAAGCAGCUACAGUAAAUCUUCUGAUUCUCUUAGUUCCCCGUCGCAUUACUGAAUAAAAAUACAAAUAAGUGUAUUUGUUUGUAGCUAAUGGUUCUUCAUAUGCGUAAAAUGAGUCAGAACUGUCUAGUUCUUCUUCUUGAACAUUUAAAGGGUAAUUAAAUCAUCUAAAGUCAUCCGUUUGACACUCCAGCUUCACAUGGAAUUCUUUUUACACAUUGAUGGCGCCCCCUGCAGGACAAACCCUAUAAAUGUCACGGAGCACCUUGAAAUGUGUGAAUCCCUCCCUCCAAGCCACUUUUAAAUGUAUUAAUUCAUUAUUAUUUUUUAAAGAAAAUAAAUAUCUUGGACCUUGAUAAGAACCUUAGUGAAUCUUCACAGCUGGAAGGAACUGCUGGUUGUUUUAGGUCUUCCACUGCAUUUGCUUCCUUGAACAAUCUCUUUAAUAAACCAUUACUGUAAAGUUACGCAAAUUGGUCUCUGGUUUCAGGAACCUGAGACAGCCUUAGCUUUACUCACCUGCUCCGGCCUUUCUGAAGCGUUCCGCGUGUAACCGUAGACUGAAGUGCAUGCUGAAAACCACUUAGUCCUCCUAGUUUUUGCAUCAAAUCCUCUGACACGAGCUGCAUGGAGACUGCACUCAAUUAAUCGAUAUCAGACGCGGCGUUAGACCUAUUUUUCUAAAAGGAUAAUCUUUCAUUUAUGGUUAUUUUUCUAUGUUAGGACGACGCCUCUUAACGUAGCACGCAGGCGGCCAACACUGCAUGCUGUUGCACUGACUGUUUGCCCUUUGCGUAGUUUUGAUUUCUUGUCGCACAUUUUCUUGAUUUUCAUAUCAUUUUAGCUGAGUUUCUGAUCCUCACCAGGAAAGGACUUUUCCUGCGGGUCUGUGGAAGAAGGAAUGUGUGGAGAUAGUUUUGUAACCCCAGCAGGAGGCUGGGCUCUUCCUCUGUCUUACCCCCAAAACUCUUCGUGUCCAGAAAAGGCUCGUCAGAACUUUUAUGGGAUUCGCAAACUUUUGCACAGAGAUAAGAAAAACCGGAAGAAAAAAAUGUCACUUUUUAAAUCUAGUGCUGUUCACAAUUGUUUUUAUGCAUUUUUUUAAAGGUUUGCCACUGUAUUUUAUACAAUGCAACACUUAAAAGCUGACCUGAAUGUUUCUGUUGACUCUUAUUUAAAGGAAAACUGUAAAUAGAUUGGGAUGAUGCACAAUUGUACAGACGAAUAAACAAAUUACACAAUGAUUCAGACGUUUACUGAGUGUAACAAACUCGUUUGGCUGUGUUUGGUAGCAAUUUAACAUUAAGUCACUAAAGCGGUUCCACAUAAGUGUUUUUAUACAAGUAAAAAAAAAAAAAA